Cornus florida is the source of this 2690-nucleotide messenger RNA. Its product is annotated as cell division cycle 20.2, cofactor of APC complex-like. The transcript has 6 exons. Gene Ontology annotation, cellular component: anaphase-promoting complex. Gene Ontology annotation, molecular function: ubiquitin ligase activator activity; anaphase-promoting complex binding; protein binding. Gene Ontology annotation, biological process: anaphase-promoting complex-dependent catabolic process; positive regulation of anaphase-promoting complex-dependent catabolic process; positive regulation of ubiquitin protein ligase activity. The coding region runs from base 348 to 1718 and encodes 456 amino acids. The record is from RefSeq and is a predicted model, not a curated record. Lineage: Eukaryota; Viridiplantae; Streptophyta; Magnoliopsida; Cornales; Cornaceae.
GCAAUGUUCAGAUAUUCUGUAAGCAACGGGCACACCAAGCUAAAAAGGAAACCCUAAUUUUUGCACUAUAUAACGCUGUCUAAUCUGUGUGAUAUUCCACCAUCGCUCUCUGUGAUCAAUACUAGCUAAAAAUCACCGAAGCCUCCAUCGAUUUCUCAUCGUGUUCUCUAUCUCAAUAAUCAACGAAGCCAGCGGCAAUUGAUUUUUCGUCGUCUUCUCUCUCUUUCUCUUACUAUUUUCUCUCUCUAAAACUCUAUUUCUUUAAUCUGGUUUUCUGUUUUGCAGGGAUUUUUUUUUUCCCCUUUUGAUUUUGUAGGUAUCUUUCUCUUUUUUUUUGUGCUAACGUUAUGGAUGCAGGAUCUAGGAGGAUCUCUUCAUUAAGCAAGACACAGUCUCGAUGCCCUCUUCAAGAACAGUUUAUGCAAAGGAGAAAUGCUCGAGAAAACUUGGAUAGAUUCAUACCAAAUCGGUCUGCAAUGGAUUUUGACUACGCACAUUACAUGCUGACCGAGGGGAGGAAAGGCAAAGAGAACCCGGCUGUGAGCUCUCCAUCCAGGGAAGCAUACCAGAAGCAACUGGCAGAAACCUUCAACAUGAACCGGACCCGUAUACUGGCUUUUAAGAACAAGCCCCCCACUCCUGUUGAGGCGAUUCCCUGCAAUUUCUCCUCAUCUGUUCACCAGUCCAAACCAAUAAAGCCCCGUCGGUACAUUCCCCAGACUUCUGAGAGGACAUUAGAUGCUCCCGAUCUGGUUGAUGAUUACUACUUGAAUUUAUUAGAUUGGGGUAGCAGCAAUAUUCUUGCCAUUGCUCUUGGAAACACGGUAUAUCUAUGGGAUGCUUCUGAUGGUUCUACCUCAGAACUUGUCACCCUUGAUGAUGAAAAUGGACCAGUGACAAGCGUAAAAUGGGCUCCUGAUGGCCGACACAUAGCUGUUGGCUUAAACAAUUCUGAAGUACAUCUUUGGGAUUCUACAGCCAAUCGACAGUUGAGAACUUUGAGAGGUGGUCAUCAAUCACGAGUUGGGUCCCUGGAUUGGAACAAUCAUAUUUUGACAACAGGAGGAAUGGAUGGUCAAAUCAUCAACAAUGAUGUAAGAGUCAGAUCACAUGUAGUUGAAACCUAUAGGGGACACCAUCAAGAAGUUUGUGGGUUAAAAUGGUCAGCCUCAGGCCAGCAAUUAGCAAGUGGGGGAAAUGACAAUCUCCUCCAUAUAUGGGACAGAUCAGUGGCUUCUUCUAAUUCCCCAACACAGUGGCUUCACAGGCUCGAAGACCACACAGCUGCAGUGAAAGCACUUGCUUGGUGCCCAUUCCAGGGUAACUUGCUGGCCUCUGGUGGAGGAGGAGGUGACAGGUGUAUAAAAUUUUGGAACACCCACACUGGAGCAUGCUUGAAUUCGGUUGACACAGGCUCUCAGGUUUGCUCUCUGUUGUGGAACAAGAAUGAGCGUGAGCUACUUAGUUCUCAUGGUUUUACUCAGAAUCAGCUCACUCUUUGGAAAUACCCAUCAAUGGUGAAAGUAGCAGAGCUUACUGGUCAUACAUCCAGAGUUCUUUUCAUGGCUCAAAGCCCGGAUGGAUGUACGGUUGCUUCUGCAGCAGGGGAUGAAACACUGAGAUUUUGGAAUGUUUUUGGGACUCCUGAAGUGGCAAAACCUGCACCAAAGGCAAACCCGGAGCCAUUUGCUCACUUAAACGUAAACCGGAUUCGUUGAGUGUCAUUGGAAAAGAAUUGGUUGAGGUCUCAUACACAAGAUCAGUAAACUUGUCAACGAGGCAAACCUGGAACCAGCUUACUUAAACGGAAUUCGUUGAAGAUCAUUAAUGUUUGGUAUGAUGAUGGCAAACAUAAUCUCGUAUUAUUCUCAAACUAAACUAGUUGCAGGUAAACCAUAUAUCUUCUAAACUGAGAUUUUGGAAUGUUUUUGGGACUCCUGAAGUGGCAAAACCUGCUCCAAACCGCAUUCGUUGAGUGUCAUUGGAAAAGAAUUGGUUGAGGUCUCAUACACAAGAUCAUUAACUUGUCAACGAGGCAAACCUGGAACCAGCUCACUUAAACCGAAUUUAUUGGAGAUCAUUAAACUUGUCAACGAGGCAAACCUGGAACCAGCUCACUUAAACCGAAGAAAAUCAUUGAUGUUUGGUAUGAUGAUGGCAAACAUAAUCUCGUAUUAUUCUCAAACUAAACUAGUUGCAGAUAGAUGGUGAAUACGGCUUGUUUCCAACUGGUUUUCAUUAAACGUCUAAAAACGACCUCUUUAUAUUUCUUAAUUAUGAGCUCAAGAUAAGAGAAGAAGCACCAUGAAUACAGCAGCUUGCUUUCAACUGGAUCUCAUUUGUAUUUCUGAUUUUUGACCUCAAGAUGAGAGAAGCGAAACACCAUGGAAAUGGUAGAGAAAAGGAGAUUCUAAUUUCUGUUGUACACCAAAUUGUACUCGGUGAAAAAUUAUGGUGGAUGUAGUCGCCGCCCCCAUCUUUGUAUUUCUGAUUUUUGAGCUUGAGAUAAGAGAAGUGACCAUGGAAAGGGUAGAGAAAAGGGAGAUACAUAUUUCUGUUGUACGCACCAAAUUGUACUUUAAUGGAAGCUCUUCUUUGCCCAUGGACGUAGUCAGACAUUGUGACGAACCAUGUAAAACUGGGGGUCUUUUGCUUAUGAUUCUUUCUAUGCCUUUUGUUUCCUCUUAAAA